Molecule: messenger RNA, 2109 nt
Organism: Pediculus humanus corporis (human body louse)
Lineage: Eukaryota; Metazoa; Arthropoda; Insecta; Psocodea; Pediculidae
Product: zinc finger protein, putative
Exons: 2
Coding region: 1-2109 (702 amino acids)
Biological process (GO): regulation of transcription by RNA polymerase II
Molecular function (GO): RNA polymerase II cis-regulatory region sequence-specific DNA binding; DNA-binding transcription factor activity
Source: RefSeq, a predicted model, not a curated record
AUGGAAUUUGCUUUAGUUCGAGAUGGUGAAAUCGAAGAAGAUCCUGAACCUCAAACGAAAAGGCUGAAACAAGGAAACAGAACUAUUCGAUUUCGUGCUAUAAAACCCAAACCUCCUGGUUCUGUUCAGUUAUUGAAAUGUCAAUCGUGUAAUUUUAUAACAACUGAACAAGACCUUUUGUCUUGUCACAGAUUGGUAUGCAGUGCAAUGGCUUAUAAAUGUACAAUGUGCGAUAAAAAAUUUGAUAGUCAAAAAAUGAUCAGGAAUCAUAAAAUAGAAGCUCAUUUGACAAAGUGGAUAUGUCAUUUUUGUAACAUAAGUUUUAACGAAGAGAAAAAAUUUACAGUGCAUAUGAAAAAUCAUUUGGGAGAUAGAUUGAAUAGUAAAACGAUUAAAACAAAAGUCGAGGAAUGUAAAAAAGAAAAAGCUGUACUCACUUUUAAAUGUCCACAUUGCGCGGAAAGUUUUGAAGCUUUCAGUCAACUUCAAAUUCAUUUAGUCAAUCACACGAGUUCUGUUACCUUUAAGUGCGUGCGGUGCGAUAUUGGUUUUCAAAAUAAACUCGAAUUAAUAAAUCACAUAAGUGAUUUGCAAGAAGGACAGGGUAAAACGUUUGUUUGCGCGGAAUGUUCUUUUUCAACGUCCACGCUCGCCGCAUUAAAACAACAUUUCGUGUCGGCUCACGAAGCCUUCAAGUGUUGGAUAUGCAAGAAAAAUUUUCAAAUGGACGAGUUGAAAAAGCAUUUGGCGACGGAACACGGUGCCAAUGCUGUCACGCUCCAAUCUAAAAGCUACACCUGCGUGCAUUGCUCGGAAAAAUUCACAAACAGGAGAGCUUUACACUUGCACGAAAUCAAACACCCGGAAAAUUUGAACAUACAGUGUCCCGAUUGCGGUGAAAAAUUUGCAAGAGAUAAAUUUCUCAACGAACACAGGGAAGUCGCGCACACGGUCUCACAUUGCAGAGUGUGCAAUAAAGCAUUUGGAAACGUAAAACAAUUAAAAUCCCACGAGGCUCGUCACGCGAAAAGUGAUAAAACUCAAUUUAAGUGCACGGACUGCGAUAGAAUAUUUCAAACACCCACAGGAUUACGUCAUCACAAGGCCAUACACACGGGAGAAUUCAAAUACAAAUGCGAAUUUUGCGGAAAAGGAUUCGUGGCGAGAGUUCGAUACGAAGAACACAGAGCAUCACAUACUAAAGAAGAACGUUACUCGUGUGAAAUUUGCGGUAAAAAAUUUUCUUUUCAAGCCACUUAUUGGAUUCACAGAAAGUGGCACGACAAUCCCACUCCCUACAAGUGCGAAUAUUGCGGACGAUUGUUUAAACAUUCUUCUCUCCUGUCGGUUCACAAGAGAAAACACACCGGCGAACGACCCUACGAAUGCCCUCACUGCGAUCAAUCUUUCACCGUGGGAAACACUCUCAAACGUCACUUGAUGUUGCACACGGGAGUGUUUCCAUUCACAUGUCAAAUAUGCGAUCAAGGAUUUUCCGGAAAGCAUAAAAUGGCGUUGCACAUGAGUAAAGUUCACAACGACAAUUCUCUCCUGGGACAGCAAACGCAAAAAAAACCGACCGAGUACAAAAUGGUUGUCAAAGACACGAAAAAAUCGGAAGUCGAUGCGACGUUACAAAAUCAAACGUGGGUUUUGAAAGAAAACGACAACAGCGGAUCUCAGAUGUUGACCAUACAAACGGAAGAAGGGGAAAACAUUCCUUGCACUUUGCUCACGGACGACAUGAUUGGAAACAUUGUCAACACGAAUAAUAGAAUCGUUGAAAUAAUACCCUACGAUUCGAUAAAAGGAGAAGACGACGUGGACGACGAGGGAAACGAAGUCGGUUUCAUACUCAUGAAUCAAACGGAUGAAUCCGCACUCGGAAUUGUCAACAACAACGAAGAUGAAGAUUUCAAAGAUUCUUCCACUCAUGGAUAUAACGGAGAAUGUACCAAAGUGGAUAUCGACUCCGUGGAAGGUAUGGAUUCUGGAAAUUCUCAAUCUCAACCGUGUGACAGUUUCGUUAAAGUCGAACAUGUCGAUGUCAAAGAAGGAUCCAUGGAAUCCGUUGAAAACAUGAGCGAAGAAUUCGUUUCCGUAUUAUAG